Notolabrus celidotus (New Zealand spotty) is the source of this 594-nucleotide messenger RNA. RefSeq names its product cystatin-SA-like. NCBI's taxonomy places the organism in Eukaryota, Metazoa, Chordata, Actinopteri, Labriformes, Labridae. Bases 147 to 542 code for a protein of 131 amino acids. The record is from RefSeq and is a predicted model, not a curated record. Gene Ontology annotation, molecular function: cysteine-type endopeptidase inhibitor activity. The transcript has 3 exons.
GGACUGUCUCCUUUUAAUGAACAGAUAGGAAACAGGUGUGCUUUUGGAGCUGGCAUGUUUUAACUCGGCUAAACGCAACUCAGCCACUUGCAGCAGAUGAACCAGGACCUUCAUUUGAUACUUUAAGAUCACUUGUUGUGUUCAGGAUGUUCGUCUGUUUUUUUCUGGUUCUUUUUGCUGCUUUCUGUCGCUUUUCAACCACCGGACAGAUGAUAACCGGGAAGCCACUGGACGUCCCGGUGAACAGCACCAAGGUUUUGAAUGCAGCUCGGUUUGCUCUGGUUGAAUUCAACAGAGCCAACACAGAAGAACACUUUGAUUACAAGAUUGUGAACAUAACAUCGGCGAAAAUUCAGGUGGUCGCGGGAAUAAACCUCAUCCUCGACGUGCAUCUUGGGCGCACAGUGUGCAAGAUUGACAUGUUCCCAUGUGUUUACGACUCUCAACCCAAGGAUCUUCAGUGCCACUUCAUCGUUACAGAAGUCCCUUGGAAAGCCUUACGGACUCUCGCUCAUAAGAAAUGUCACCUACAUACAAAUUGACUGAUACUCUUAUUGCUUGUGGUGCUGUUGCCUAGUAAACAUGUAAUACUAA